GCCACAGGACCUUUCCAGAGUCAAGUGACAAUGGCAGCCCAGGACCAUGGUGUGGGGUCCACAACCGGAAAGCCCAGGACCGGCUAUGAGCUUGGAGACCAAGACCAGGAAAAUUCCCAACUGAGAAUUGUCUUACUGGGAAAAACGGGAGCAGGAAAGAGUGCAACAGGGAACAGCAUCCUCGGGGAAAAGGUGUUUCAUUCUGGCAUUUGUGCAAAAUCCAUUACCAAGGUCUGUGAGAAAAGGGUGAGCACCUGGGGUGGGAGAGAGCUUGUUGUCGUGGAUACGCCUGGUGUUUUUGACACUGAGGUACCAAAUGUUGACACGCAAAAAGAGAUCGCUCGCUGUGUUGCCCUGACCUCCCCAGGGCCCCAUGCUCUGCUCCUGGUGGUCCCAUUGGGGCGCUACACCGUGGAAGAUCAUAAGGCUACACAGAAGAUUCUAAGCAUGUAUGGAAAUGAGGCUAGAAAAUUCAUGAUUCUCUUGCUCACCAGGAAGGAUGACUUGGAAGACACCGAUAUCCGUGAGUACUUAAAGUCAGCUCCUGAAGGCAUUCAAGAACUGAUCCGUAAGUUCGAGGGUCGUUACUGUUUGUUCAACAACAGAGCAUCAGGAGCUGAACAGGAGGACCAGAGGACACAGCUGUUGACCUUGGUCCAGCGCAUGGUGAUGGAAAAUGGAGGAAGAUGCUUUACCAACAAGAUGUACGGAAGUGCCGAGAAAGAGAUUCAGAAACAAACCCGGGAGAAGCAAGAGCUUUACAGACAGGAGUUGGAGAGAGAGCUAGCGCGGAUAAGAGAUGAGUAUGAAGAGCAGAUUAGAGACCUGAAAGAUCAGCUGGAGAGGGAGAGGAGAAAGGCACAGAUGGAGAGGGAGUUCACCAGAACAGAGGCUUACUACACAGAGAGACAGCAAAAUGCUAGGAGGGAAGUGGAGAACCAAAACGCGAUACUUGAAAUGAUCUUAAAAAUAUGGAAGCUUGCUUGCUUCAUUAUCAGUCAGUUUAUGCAAGAUGACUAAGACCUGGUCUGUAAGACUAGACCUCAUCUGCUUUCUGCAUUUGUUCCUGAUAACCCUGCCCACCCCUCACUGUCCAAAUGCUCUGCUUUCCGUCCUCCAGAACUAAGAGUAAAAGGCACCUUUGGCAGUUGGCAGAUGUAUAAUUGACUCAGCAAAAAAACCCGACCAAUCAUCUAGUACAACUCAAAUCAGAUGUAUUAAUGCUCACCACUUUUGCGUUCUUCCUCAGAGAAAGUCACCCAGGA
Microtus oregoni (creeping vole) is the source of this 1265-nucleotide messenger RNA. RefSeq names its product GTPase IMAP family member 4-like. NCBI's taxonomy places the organism in Eukaryota, Metazoa, Chordata, Mammalia, Rodentia, Cricetidae. The transcript is spliced from 3 exons. The coding region runs from base 31 to 1020 and encodes 329 amino acids. The record is from RefSeq and is a predicted model, not a curated record. Gene Ontology annotation, molecular function: GTP binding.